This is a messenger RNA of Bursaphelenchus okinawaensis, 1735 nucleotides long. Lineage: Eukaryota; Metazoa; Nematoda; Chromadorea; Rhabditida; Aphelenchoididae. The record is from the annotation of a GenBank genome assembly.
AUGCCAGAAAAACUACUUUGCCAACCAGAACCGUUCACAGAUGCCGAAUUAGCCAAGGCUAGCGACUUACGGUAAGUGUUGUUGAUUUGCAUAAAUAAUAUCAAAUUGAGAUUCCCAAAACUAUGCUUUUUUUCCCGCAAAAUGUCAUAAGUUAUACAUCCUAAACCUUAUUAUUAUGUUAUAAGGUAUCUUUUCCAACACCAAAAACCUUUUUAAAAGUGAAAGUUUUUGUUUUGUGAUACGAUCUUCUCGUGGAAACCCAACCUCACGUGUUCUUUGUUUCAGACAGCGACUUCAAGAAGUAUUGCCAAAAGAAUUCGACUCCGACUUCUCCAUCGGACGAUGGCUGAGGGCCUACAAAGAUGAUGAACAAGGUCUGAUCACUAGACUGAAAGAGCUGCUAGAACAUCGCAGAACGUUGGGAUACAAUGAAGAAAACAUCCUCGACUUCUGUGAAACAUUUCCUGUGGCCAAAAAGACCUUUGAGGUACGAGAACUACCGUGACUGUUACAGUAGUGUUUUGAAAGCAGUGGUGAUAAAAUUGGAAAUAUUUGAUAAACAAGUUUCAAAACUUUCUUAAAUCAAACAUAAGGCAAAUUUAAUUUCUAAAAUACAGUAACCUUCCGUUUAGAGGUUCGCCAUCUCCCAACUGAAGAUGGACGUCUUCAGCGGCGACGUCGGCGUCUUCUGUCAGAAGAUGGAGAACGUGGACAUCAAAGAGGUAAGUCCUCCUUCUAUAAACUCUUGCACAAUUCUAUAGGUUAUGAGGGUCAUGCCUUUGAGUAACGUACUCCAUUCGUACUUCUUACUGCACGAGUGUUUCCACCGUGUUAUGCACCAGAGAGAACGAGAGACUGGCAGACAACAUGCCGUAGUUGUAGUACUCGAUCUGUCAGGUAUCAACUUGGCUGAUUUCAUCAACCCCCUCUCUACGUCGAGUAAGCUGGCUCGACUGGUCGUCAAGAUUUGGUCGGAUUACUUUAGUGAAAACGUAAGCCAAUGAGUUAAAAGUACUGUAUUUUACUGUAGUUUUGAAAUUGUUAAGCGAGUAAUACUACUGAUUACUACAUUUAGAUAAAGUAAUACUAAUUUCUUUUACAAUUCUGUAAACUCACAAGCAACAUUCUUUAUGAAUUUUAGAUGAUCCGCCUGUUUCUCCUACACCCACCCGCCCUGCUCUCCUUAAUGUGGCAGGUAGCCAAGCAUAUUGUGGAUGAAAAGACCAGGUCUCGUCUAGUGUUCAUCCAGAAGUUGGACGAUAUCUUCCUUCAUCUAAGUCGCGACAGUAUCCCAGAAGACUGGCAGGGUACCAGAAGAGAUGACUCUGGCUACGCUGUGAAGCCGAGUUCGUGCUGUAGAGCACCGAAACCCAUCGAAGAGACGGACUUCUUCAAUGCUGACAAGUACUGGAAUGAGUACGGCUUCCAGAAGCCUCCAGUGUCCAAGUCCAUCACCUUGAAGUCGAAGGCAUGUCACGAAGUGACAAAAGAAGUCAGAUCAGGUCAGCUCCUGAUCUGGUUGUUCACUAUUAGUUGUGACGCCGCUUUCGAGAUCGUGUACGUAGAUGGAGGUAACGAGACUACUGUGUGGCCAAAGGUGACGCUAACCUCGUUGAAAAUACCAGAAAUCGGUAAUGUGACUUGCGACAAAAGCGGCACUUACAAGUUCAAGUUCCAAAAUGUAUCAGGCUCAUGGUUGUCGUCUAAGUUACAGUAUACCAUACAAACAAAGUAA